This is a messenger RNA of Acanthosepion pharaonis, 576 nucleotides long. The record is from the annotation of a GenBank genome assembly. Lineage: Eukaryota; Metazoa; Mollusca; Cephalopoda; Sepiida; Sepiidae.
AUGUAUUUACUCAUUCAAUUAGUUUUUUUUUUUUUUUUUUCAUUUUAUCUAUUAUUAUCUAUCUAUCUAUCUAGUCUCUUCAUCUAUCUAUCUAUCUAUCUAUCUAUCUAUUAUCUAUCUAUCUAUCUAUCUAUCUAUCUCAGUCUUCAUCUAUCUAUCUAUCAUCUAAUCUAUCUAUCUAUCUAUCUAUCUAUCUCUUUAAACGAUUUCUUACCAAAUAUUAAAUCUAUCUAUCUAUCUAUCUAUCUAUCUAUCUAUCUAUCUAUCUAUCUAUGCGCGUGCGCAUGUAUGUCUAUGUGUAUGUUGGGUAAGCUAUAUUUCAUCUUUAUAUCUUUUGAAUCUGUUCCUAUCUAUCUAUCUAUCUAUCUAUCUAUCUAUCUAUCUAUCUAUCUAUCUAUAAUUAUUGCGACAAUGAGCAGACCCCAAUACACCUCUGUUACAUAUCAAGCCCUUAGGAAGCUUACAUCUUAUGUCAAAGGUUUAUCUUUUGAAUCUGUUCAUAUGUAUGUACCUGUGUAUCUAUCUAUCUAUCUAUCUAUCUAUCUAUCUAUCUAUCUAUCUAUCUAUCUAUCUUAG